CAACACUACGGAGAAUUACCUCUAUGCAUAGGCUUUGCUGGUAAUAUUGACAAAGAAAGAUCGCAACUCUUAGGAGCUCUUCUUCUGAGUACACAUCAUCUCCUGGAUCUCCAUGCAUCUGCACCCAAAACAAAAUCUUGCCGCCUGUUAAGAGAUAUGGCCUCGAUGGGGGGUGGUUACCUCGAUCCAGCACCUCUGAUUCGGUCUACGAAGACCCCAACUCUGCUCAAUAAACAUCUGCAGUCGAUUUGCGCCUUUGAAGGCCUCUCAAAAAUCGGUGUUAAAGCCGAACUGCAAAAUCGAAUAAUAGAAAGAAUCAAAGCCUAUGCGAACACCAACAACGUCCAAGGCUUUGAGCGCAUGAGACACCUGCUCGCAAAUCCCCUCGAUCAACCGUCGACUAGGUACACUUUCGUUCCAUCAAUGGCAAGCGGGUCGUCAUCUGCGGCUCAGUCCCCCGCACCGCCCAAUCCAUAUUUGAACGCGACUCUAGGAGUUGGUGGUUACAAUAUGGGAGGGGCUGCUCCGGGCUAUCGGAUCUAUGGAAAUCCCAGGAUCGAAUUCAAGUCCAGUCCGUAUUAUGAGAUCAAGGAGCAACUAGGUUCUCCAGCACUCUGUGAGGUGAUGCAACAUCAUCGUCACACCGUCAAGGCCAACAUUCGAGUUCAGGACUACCCGAUCUUAAGUCGCGUCCAUUCUGAUCCUACUCUCAAGGUGAUGGUAUUCUGCGCACAAGAAGGUCCAGGCAAGCAGGAUAUCGCAUUCCCACAUCAAAGUGAGAUCAAGGUGAACACAGGCGAAGUGAAGGCAAAUCUACGUGGACUGAAGAAUAAACCUGGAUCCACACGGCCAGUCGACAUUACCAAAGACUUGCGCUUCAACCCUCUCCCAUACGUCAAUACGGUGGAAAUGACCUAUGCUCUCACAUCCAAGAAGUUUUACCUCAUGGUCUACGUUGUGAAGGCAAUACCUGUGACCGAUCUGGUGAAGCAACUAGAGACCGGCAAGCGUAUUACAGAGAAGUCAGUCGUUGAUGAUAUGCUCAAUAAAGCCCGUGAUGCAGAUAUCGUCACAACAGCUUCCGUUCUGUCUCUCAAAUGUCCCCUGUCAACCUUGAGAAUUGAUCUACCGUGUCGGUCAAUAGCAUGUCGGCAUAACCAGUGCUUUGAUGCAACAUCUUAUCUUCAGUUGCAGGAGCAAGGUCCAACGUGGCUGUGUCCAAUAUGCAACAACCCGGCUCCUUUUGAGUCUUUAGCUGUGGAUGAAUACGUUAAGAACAUCCUACAGAAGACUUCAAGAUCCAUUGACCAAGUUUCGAUUCAACCGGAUGGGAAGUGGGAACUCCACACCAGGAAGGAGCCUGCAACAUCAGCUCGGUCGGGUGGUCCACCAAGUGAUUCCGAUGAUGACAUUGUUGAGAUCACAAAGUCUGGUGACAGCAUCAGGAUGAGCGCACCUCGAUCAAUCCAAACACCAGGAUCGAUGCCACCGCGUUCGUCUGCUACACCUUCAACCUCUUCUGGUCAACCUGGAAGCUCAACUACAAAUUCAUUAGGCAAACGUCCCAUCGCAGCUGUUAUCGAUCUUACAUCAAGCGGAGAUGAAGACGAUGAACCUCUGGCACGAGCCCCGAAGCGACCAAUGACUGUCAAUGGAUACGGCACGCCUCUGAACGUACCAGUAUACAGAUCUGCACCUCAGAACCCAUUGCCACCUCGACCUCUAUAAUUGCGCGUUCUUUCUUUCCUUUGUCACAAUGCAUACCACGACGGCGCCGCCUGUAAGAUAGAACGACGAUUUCCAAAAGGUUUUCUCGAGGAUGAGGCGUUACUCACAAAUACACUUGCAUAGGAUGGAGUUAUUCGACGGUGUCAAGGCGAAGCUGGAGACGAUGGGAUAUUUGCUUAUGGCUUGCUUUGAUGGAGCACGGGGAGAUUGUGGACUUUGAGUCUGUUGAGAGUCAUUCCGAGCUUUUCAAAAUAAAGUCGGUUGAUUUCUCGGCGUUAUGAGGCCUUUAGAUUCUGGUUGGUUGCUACCACCAAUUUGUCUACGGACUUUGUGUAUCUAGAGCAAUCAUGCUUCUUACAAAAGGUUUGUAUCCCUUUGACUUUCGCACUGUGGGGAGG
This is a messenger RNA of Mollisia scopiformis, 2126 nucleotides long. RefSeq lists its product as uncharacterized. The transcript has 7 exons. The record is from RefSeq and is a predicted model, not a curated record. NCBI's taxonomy places the organism in Eukaryota, Fungi, Ascomycota, Leotiomycetes, Helotiales, Mollisiaceae. Gene Ontology annotation, molecular function: zinc ion binding; SUMO ligase activity. Gene Ontology annotation, biological process: protein sumoylation. The coding region runs from base 157 to 1728 and encodes 523 amino acids.